Achroia grisella is the source of this 1155-nucleotide messenger RNA. Its product is annotated as prostatic acid phosphatase-like. Gene Ontology annotation, biological process: dephosphorylation. The coding region runs from base 1 to 1155 and encodes 384 amino acids. The transcript has 7 exons. The record is from RefSeq and is a predicted model, not a curated record. Gene Ontology annotation, molecular function: phosphatase activity. Lineage: Eukaryota; Metazoa; Arthropoda; Insecta; Lepidoptera; Pyralidae.
AUGUCCAAGUUCAGUAUCAGUGUACUGCUGUUGAUGUUCUCGUGUGGGGUCAUCAUAGCUGAUGAUGUUACUGAUGGUACAGAGCUGCUCUUUUCAUUACUGAUUCAUCGUCAUGGAGAUAGGACUCCCAUUGAGUUUAGUUUGCUCUUAAGCAAUGACCCUAUUACUUUGGUAGCACUGUCGGCUCCGUACGGAUAUGGCCAGCUCACUGAUGCUGGAAAAAUUCGUGCGUUCGCAUUGGGAGAUUAUAUAGGCCGUAGAUACAGUGAACUACUAGCUCCUAGAUACAACCGUAGUGAAGUGUACAUCAGAUCAACUGAUUCCACUCGCACCAAGAUGACCAUCCUCACAGCUCUAGCUUCUAUCUACUGGCCUGCUGAGGGUACUGGAUGGAGUGACAAAAUCAAUUGGGAACCUGUCCCUUAUACUACUGUGCCUGCUAAAUAUGAUUUUAAUCAAGGCACAGUGAAUUGUCCAACAUUCACUAAUUACGUGACAGCAGCAAUGUUCACUCCUUACCCUGAAUUGUCAGAAAGAUACAGUGAGAUACUCGCUUUGUUGUCAAGCAAGCUUGGCUACAACAUCUCAAAUGUUCCUCUUAUUGUAUUCGCUAUAUAUGACGUUUAUGUUUCUCAGCUAAGUUUAGGACUUGCCAUUGACGACGAUGUAGCAGCCGUCCUCGAUCAGAUUGAAGAACUUGCUGGCAUCUCAUUCGAUUUAUUGUAUGGCAGUGACAACUAUAAGAAAUAUCAGGCUGGUGUCCUUCUCAACGAGUUCUACACUUACUCAGCUCAAGCUAUUGCUGGAGUCGAUACCCAAAGACUGAGGAUUUAUUCAGCUCAUGACGUCAAUGUAUAUGCCUUCGAAGCUGUUACAGAAAUUGAGAACAGACAGGGCGCACCUAAAUACGCAUCGGCUUAUAGUUUGGAAGUUAGAAGAGUUACAGAAACUGGUGAAAUUGUUGUAUUGCCGGUAUACCAACCAACUCCAGGUACACCAGAAAUCUACUUGCAAGUCAAGGGAUGUGGUGAUGUACUCUGCAAUUACGAUCGUUUCGUUGAGAUUACCAGCAGCAACGCUUUGGACGAAGACACCUGGAGGAUCGAGUGUGGAUUCACCGAUGACCUCGUCAUUGACGAUUCAUCUGUCGACUAA